Hipposideros armiger (great roundleaf bat) is the source of this 594-nucleotide messenger RNA. RefSeq names its product lysozyme g1 (gene LYG1). Lineage: Eukaryota; Metazoa; Chordata; Mammalia; Chiroptera; Hipposideridae. The record is from RefSeq and is a predicted model, not a curated record. Bases 1 to 594 code for a protein of 197 amino acids. The transcript has 5 exons. Gene Ontology annotation, biological process: peptidoglycan catabolic process; defense response to Gram-positive bacterium. Gene Ontology annotation, molecular function: lysozyme activity. Gene Ontology annotation, cellular component: extracellular region.
AUGUCUGUGCUGUCGCUGGUUCUGGGCCUCCUUGCCCUUAUUGGCUCAUGUGAAAGCAGCAACUGGGGGUGCUAUGGAAACAUCCGAACCCUGGAUACCCCUGGGGCGUCUUGUGGGAUUGGAAGACGCCGAGGCCUGAACUAUUGUGGAGUUCGUGCUUCUGAAAGGCUGGCUGAAAUAGACAUGCCAUACCUACUGAGAUAUCAACCCACGAUGUACACUGUUGGCCAAAAGUACUGUGUGGAUCCUGCAGUGAUCGCUGGUGUCGUGUCCAGGGAGUCUCCUGGUGGCAACUUUCUGGUCAAUACGGGCAACGUGGGCGACAGAAUCAGGGUUGUGCAGGACUCUGGCAGUUACGUCCCCACAUCCUGGAUCACUGAGUCCCAGCUUUCCCAAAUGACUGAGGUCCUAACUCAUAGAAUCAAAGACAUCCAGAGGAGGUUUCCAACCUGGACCCCUGACCAGUACCUGAGAGGUGGACUCUGCACCUACGUCGGAGGUCCUGGCUAUGUCAGAAGCACCCAGGACCUAGGCUGUGACUUCUGCAAUGAUGUCCUUGCACGAGCCAAAUACUUCAAGAGACACGGCUUCUAA